Molecule: messenger RNA, 1031 nt
Organism: Mangifera indica (mango)
Lineage: Eukaryota; Viridiplantae; Streptophyta; Magnoliopsida; Sapindales; Anacardiaceae
Product: gamma carbonic anhydrase-like 2, mitochondrial
Exons: 2
Coding region: 69-830 (253 amino acids)
Source: RefSeq, a predicted model, not a curated record
CCUCUCGACCUCAAAUCUCCGAACUAAAUUCUCUCUCUCUCUCGCCUCCCUUUCUCGGUCGAUAGAAAAUGGCAGCUUUAUCACGGAUCACGAGGAAAGCUAUGACUACUACAAUCUCUCCUGUCCACGUCAUCCAGCGAGCACUGUCCACGUCAGCAGCGGCAACAACCGCGACCGAGGGUGCCAAGACCAUAACGCCGUCAGCGGACCGAGUGAAGUGGGACUACCGAGGACAGAGAAAGAUAAUUCCGUUGGGUCAGUGGCUCCCAAAGGUUGCGGUGGAUGCGUACGUGGCUCCUAAUGUUGUUCUUGCGGGCCAGGUCACCGUUUGGGAUGGUGCCUCAGUCUGGGCUGGCUCGGUCCUACGUGGCGAUCUUAACAAGAUUACUGUUGGUUUUUGCUCCAAUGUGCAAGAGCGCUGCGUCAUUCACGCUGCUUGGUCUUCCCCUACGGGGCUGCCGGCAGAGACAUCCAUUGAGAGGUUUGUCACAGUUGGUGCAUACAGUCUCUUGCGCUCAUGCACAAUUGAGCCAGAGUGCAUUAUUGGGCAGCACUCUAUUCUAAUGGAAGGUUCUUUGGUGGAGACACACUCUAUCCUUGAAGCUGGGUCUGUGGUUCCCCCAGGUCGGAGAAUUCCAAAUGGUGAGCUCUGGGCUGGAAAUCCAGCUAGGUUUGUUCGGACUUUGACCCAUGAAGAAACCACGGAAAUCCCUAAACUUGCUGUUGCUAUUAAUGAUCUGAGCAAAAGUCAUUUCUCAGAGUUUCUCCCAUAUUCAACCGUUUAUUUGGAAGUUGAGAAGUUCAAGAAGAAUUUGGGGAUUUCUAUCUAAUGAUAAUGAAUAUUCAGUUUUUUUCUGGUUAUCAAUUGUAGUUUUCCCUGCAAGGAAAUAAGGAGCUUGAGAACAUUAAAAACAAGUUUUCUUUUUAUUCUUGUAUCUGAAUUUGAUUUUGCUGGGUGGCGAAAGAACUGGAGAAAGAGUUUGAAUUUGAAGAGUUAUAGGAGUGAUCAGAGCUACCUCUAUUUGUAGUCA